GUUUCAUUGCAUUGCAUUGCUUCCACUCUGAACUUGUCUCCAUAUAUACAUAUAUAUAUGUUUAUUCCGCCAUGGAAGAAGAUGGAUAGGCUAUUCAGCAGACCCGCAUCAAACCUCAGGGACCGCCUCCGGCGACCUUCCCAGCCUAUAACUGACCAACUCCAGUUCCUAUGGCAACGACAUCAAAUUCUCGAUCCAUCCGGAGAGAUUGUCACAUGGUGGAACCAUGUCUUCCUUGUAACCUCCAUCCUAGCACUCUUCAUCGAUCCUCUCUACUUUUACACACCUUAUGUUGGCGCCCCCGGUUGCAUGAGCAACGAUACGAGUCUCGGUGUAGCCAUUACCUUCUUCCGAACACUCGCUGAUCUCUUCUAUGUUCUUCACAUGUCGAUGAAAUUCAGAACUGCGUUUAUCGCUCCGAGUUCUAGAGUUUUCGGAAGAGGGGAGUUAGUCAUGGAUCCUAACGAGAUUACAAUGAGAUAUUUGAAAUCAGAUUUCAUUAUUGAUCUUGCUGCUGCCCUUCCUUUACCGCAGAUUGUUAUCUGGAUUGUGAUUCCUGCAACAAAGAAUUCUAGAGCAGAUUACGCUAACAACACGUUAGCUUUGAUAGUUCUAAUUCAAUACAUUCCGCGAUUGUUCUUAAUCUUCCCCUUGAAUCAAAAGAUCAUCAAAACUACAGGUGUUAUCGCAAAAACUGCGUGGGCUGGCGCAGCCUACAAUCUCCUUCUUUACACAUUAGCCAGUCAUGUUCUCGGGGCUGUUUGGUACCUGUCGUCAAUAGCCAGACAGCAUUCGUGUUGGAGAUUACAAUGUUCAAUCGAAAGGAAUGCUCCUCCAUACUGCCUUGUUGGCUAUCUAGACUGUGCCAGUUUACCUGUACCAAAUCGUCUUCAAUGGCUGAACUCUACUCAGGUUAUAUCCCACUGUGAUGCUAAAAACGACGAUUCCAAUUUCAAAUUCGGAAUGUUUGCUGAAGCAUUCACAAACGAAGUCGCUUCAGCUGAAUUCUCUUCCAAAUACUUGUACUGUCUUUGGUGGGGAUUAAGAAAUCUCAGUUCAUACGGACAGAACAUAUCAACAAGCACUUACAUUGGCGAAACCGCCUUUUGCAUUACCAUUUGCCUUAUCGGAUUGGUUCUAUUCGCACAAUUGAUAGGUCAAAUGCAGUCAUACCUCGCAUCCAUGACCGUAAGACUCGAAGAAUGGAGAGUAAAACGAAGAGAUACAGAGGAAUGGAUGCGGCAUCGACAGUUACCACCAGAAUUACAGGAACGAGUUCGUCGAUUCGUUCAAUACAAAUGGAUCGCCACUAGAGGUGUCAACGAAGAAUCAAUUCUCCUCUCGUUACCUUUAGAUCUUCGUCGCGAAAUCCAAAGACAUCUCUGCCUUCAGUUAGUCCGUCGUGUCCCGUUCUUCUCGCAAAUGGACGAUCAACUACUGGACGCCAUCUGCGAGCGGUUAGUUUCUUCGUUGAGUACGCAGGGGACGUAUAUCGUACGAGAAGGAGAUCCAGUAAACGAGAUGUUAUUCAUAAUCAGAGGACAAUUAGAGAGUUCAACAACAAACGGAGGUAGAUCUGGUUUCUUCAACUCAAUAACUCUAAGACCAGGCGAUUUCUGCGGCGAGGAGUUAUUAACUUGGGCGUUAAUGCCGAAUUCGAGUUUAAACCUUCCAUCAUCAACACGAACAGUUCGAACAGUAACAGAAGUUGAAGCAUUCGCGUUAAGAGCAGAAGAUCUGAAGUUCGUAGCUAAUCAAUUCAAACGUUUACAUAGUAAGAAACUUCAACAUGCAUUCAGAUACUAUUCUCAUCAAUGGAGGACAUGGGGAGCUUGUUUUAUACAGGCGGCUUGGAGAAGGUAUAAGAAAAGGAAACUUGCAAAGGAAUUGGCUCAACAGGAGAGUGAGUAUUAUGAUAAGUAUAUGGGAAUGGCGGAUGAAAGUGAUGAUGAGAUGAUGCCUGGUAAUUAUGAUGAUGAUGAAGAUGGAGGGAAUUCGAUGAAUAACCCUAGAAAUCCACAGCAACUUGGGACGACGUUUUUGGCUUCGAAAUUUGCGGCGAAUGCGAGAAGAGGAGUUAAUUCGAAAGUUCAAAUUGUUGAAUCUGCUUCUAGUUUAAAAAUGCCCAAAUUAUUUAAACCUAAUGAACCUGAUUUCUUUAAAGAUGAGUAGUUUUUUUUUUUACUUUUUAG
Impatiens glandulifera is the source of this 2192-nucleotide messenger RNA. Its product is annotated as cyclic nucleotide-gated ion channel 18. The record is from RefSeq and is a predicted model, not a curated record. Gene Ontology annotation, biological process: monoatomic ion transport; transmembrane transport. Lineage: Eukaryota; Viridiplantae; Streptophyta; Magnoliopsida; Ericales; Balsaminaceae. The transcript is spliced from 5 exons. Gene Ontology annotation, molecular function: monoatomic ion channel activity. Gene Ontology annotation, cellular component: membrane. The coding region runs from base 58 to 2172 and encodes 704 amino acids.